AUGAUGCACGCGGCAAAGGAAUGCGGGAAAUGCUCCUCCGGCGGUCUAGUCGGACAGAUGGUCGGAUGUGAUAUGUGCGACGUCUGGUUCCACGCCGGUUGCGUCGGCGAAACGGAGACAAGUCUCAACCCAGAUAGGACGUGGAAGUGCAGCCUUUGUUCCAAGGAGGAUGCCGGGGAAGUUGCUAGUCGCCACACGAGUAAGUCAGUGAGAAGCUCAGCGAGUAGUAGAGCACGGAGGGAACUUCUACUGCAGCAGCUGGAGGAGCAGCGCGCUUUGAAACUGAAGCAGCGGGCGGAAGAAGAUAAAAUCCGUAAGAAGCGGGCUGAGGAGGAUGAGGCCUUUCUUCAGCAAAAGUUGGACCUUAUCCUGGAGGAAGACGACGAAAGCAGAAGCAGCAGACUGAGUAGUCGAGCAAGCCGGAAGAAAGUGGUGGAUUGGCUCAGCAAUAGCCAAGGUGAUCGGGUAGCAAUCGGGUUGUCGCACAACGGAGCCUACCCUCAAUUGCCUGUACCGCUCGCAUCGACAUCAACCGGUCGCUCAACGGGGCCGGCACAUCCUGCUUCUGAGCCAGCGGCUGGAAUUCCCACUUCGUCAUCAACACCACAGUCAGGUAAAGCGAUAGGAGUAGACAUCCCUCAGACUAGUUUAUCACAGCAGGUAGAACCAAUAUCCUCCAGUACAAGUAUUAGGCGAGACAAUCUCGAGUCUAGGUCCCCAGUACAGCCUUGUUCCUCGACAAUGUACACAGUUAGACAGUCAUUUCCUCGCGUUGUCAAUGGUCAAACUUCCCACGUGAACCACAUAUUCGGAAAUUGCGUUUCUAAAUCAAUUGCUGACACAAAAGUGACCUUUUCGGGCCAGUUUGGAGAAGUAGUUCCUCCCAAAUGUCAAACGAUUGCUGGUCGUAUGCCAGUGCCACGAAAUUCGAUGAUCAGUUCGGUCGUCGGUAUGUCAACAGAAGCAUCAGUAGUUCCUCCAUGUGAUACCGUACCCUACGCGAGUGUAACAUACCCAACGACAUCAGCAGCUAUUCAACAUCCGCAAGCAAAUCAGCGACCAGCAUCGGCUAAUCUGAUGAUUGGUUCCGCCGGUUUGGAGUCCACGCCGCCCGGUGUGCAUCACUUUGGAGCGUCGCAAACGGGAACAUCGCACCAACCGGUGCCCAGUAGUGCACAAUUGGCGGCGAGACAGGUGAUGCCACGCGAGUUACCGGACUUUUCCGGGGAUCCACAAGACUGGCCGUUGUUUUCCAGCUCCUUCUACAAUUCAACGGCAGCGUGUGGGUUCACAGACGCGGAGAACCUAGCUAGGCUUCAACGGUGUCUGAAAGGACACGCACUGGAUUCGGUGAAGAGUCGUUUGUUGAUGCCUGAAUCAGUGCCGCAUGUAAUGGAAACGUUGCGCAAACUGUAUGGCAGGCCAGAAGUGCUCAUCCACACACUCCUGCGAAGACUACGAAGCGUUCCGCCUCCGAGAUCGGAGAAUCUGCAAUCGGUCAUCACUUUCGGAAUGGCUGUGAGAAACCUAGUCGACCAUAUGUUUGUGGCACAGCUGCUGGAUCAUCUCCGUAACCCUAUGCUGCUACACGAGUUGGUGGAGAAACUUCCGUCAUCGAUGAAAAUGCAGUGGUCGUGGUACAAACGCUCGCAAACAGAUGUGAACCUGGCGACAUUUGGAGCGUUUAUGGAUGAGCUAGUCAACACAGCUUCAGACGUCACUUUUCCAGUUGACACCCUAGCUCAGCACUCAACAACAGGCCAAACUGGAAGGGAGAAGCAGAAGUUUUACGUGCAUGUAGAGUCAGGAGAGGAACAUGCCGUGAUUCAGACUACAGAAGGCAGAUCAAAAUCAUCACCCUGGCAGGACAGAAGCAAUAAAUCCUGCCACUACUGUACCGCUGAGGAGCACAUUUCACAGUGCCCACAGUUCAAGGCUCUGGAUGUAGAUGGGAGGUGGAAGGCAAUCCGUUCUAAAGGUCUCUGCAGAACCUGUUUGAUUCCGCAUCGAAGAUGGCCCUGUCGUUCACGAAAGGAGUGUGAAAUCGACGGUUGCCGAUUACGCCAUCACGCACUGUUGCAUUCGCGAACUGAUGCCAGUGUUAAUCGGAGUUCGUCCGAGAGUAGGAUGUCAUCGAACGAGGCGAGAGUUACCCAACAAAAUCAUCAUUCGACACUGAGCUACUGUCUGUUUCGUUACCUACCGGUGACACUAGAAAUGAACGGGAAACAGGUGGAAACCUUCGCCUUUUUGGAUGAUGGCUGCCAAACAACCCUCAUGGAAGCAGGACUGGCAGCUGAUCUAGACAUCGCCGGGCCGGGUGAAUCACUCUGGCUUGGAUGGACGGGUAACAUAACACGAGAGGAAAAUGGAUCGCAGCGCGUAACAUUGAACAUUUCCGGCAGUGGUAUGAGCAGCAAAUACAAAUUGAAUAACGUACGUACAGUUCAGAGGCUUCAACUGCAAGGGCAGACGUUCCAGUACGAGGAGUUGAAGAAGACGUACCCACAUCUACGCGGCCUUCCGCUGCGCAGUUACGUCAAUGCUGUGCCAAGACUCAUCAUCGGCAUUGAACAUGCACAACUGUUAACGGCAUUGAAGGUGCGAGAGGGCAAAUCAAACGACCCAGUAGCUGUUAAGACUAGACUGGGAUGGUGUGUCUACGGCAAGCAGGCGAUUGGAGAGGGCUUACCUGUUGAGCGAUUGCAUCUUCACACCGAGGAGCAACAAAUGGGAAACCGUGAGCUACAUGAUUUGAUGAAGCAGUACUUCGCUGUUGAGGAAGCGGCGGUGGCUACCCCGAUCGAGUCUGUGGAUGACAGCCGAGCUCGACGGAUUCUGGAGCAGACAACACGUAGAACGCGGGGAGGAUUCGAGACCGGAUUGCUCUGGAGAUACGACAAACCUGUAUUUCCAGACAGCUAUCCACUAGCAAUGCGUAGACUACAGUGUUUAGAAAAGCGACUCAAUAAGGAUGAAGGCCUGAGAAACAAAGUUAUUGCUCUUAUACGUGACUAUGAGGCGAAAGGCUACGCGCACAAGAUUACCCAAGAAGAGCUAGAAUCCACCGAUUCGUGUCAAACUUGGUUCCUUCCACUGGGGGUAGUAAGAAACCCAAAGAAGCCGGAGAAAAUCCGUCUUAUCUGGGAUGCUGCUGCGCAAGUACAUGGAACGUCGUUCAACGACAUGCUGCUGAAAGCACCGGACAUGCUGACGUCGUUGUUUGCUGUUCUGCUGAGGUUCAGGCAGAGAUCGAUCGCGGUGUGUGGAGACAUCCGCGAAAUGUUCCAUCAAAUUCGGAUCAUACCUCGGGACAAGCAGUAUCAACGGUUCAUACUUCGUGAGCACCCAGAUGAAGAACCCCAAAUCUACGUGAUGGACGUGGCAACAUUUGGAGCAACAUGCUCGCCUUGCUCGUCUCAGUUCGUCAAGAACAAAAACGCAAAAGAGUUGGAGUCGGACUUCCCAGAAGCAGCUGAAGCGAUCAUCAACGCGCACUAUGUCGAUGAUUACCUCGACAGCGUAGACUCCAUAGAAAAAGCAGUAAAGCUGGUAAAGGAUGUAAGGCACGUACACGCUCUAGGUGGCUUCGAAAUUCGAAACUUCGUUUCAAACUCCCCAGAAGUCUUGCGGCAGUUGGGAGAGCCAAGGAGCUUGCACAAGAAGUCGCUUGAUCUAGAUGGCUCGGUAAACAUCGAGCGUGUACUCGGGAUGGUGUGGAAGCCAAAUGAGGAUGUGUUCACAUUCGACGUAGUGCUAAAAGAGGAUUUGAAACAGUUUCUAGUGCAGUCAGUCAUGCCCACAAAGCGGCAAGUGCUACGGCUGGUGAUGUCGCUGUUCGAUCCCUAUGGAUUCAUCGCUCAUUUCGUCGUCCACGGCACAAUUCUAAUGCAACACAUUUGGAGGACGGGUACAGAAUGGGAUGAAGUGAUUGCGCCGGAGCUGCACCAAAUGUGGAGAGAUUGGAUUCGUCUACUGGAGCGUUUACAGGAAGUUGAAGUUCCACGUUGUUUCUUCGGUUCGACUAGCAGCCAAAUACCUGCAAACAUACAGCUGCACGUAUUUGUCGACGCCAGCGAGCAAGCUUAUGCAUGCGCGGCCUAUUUGCGUAUAGUGCAAGCUGGAGCUAUCCACUGUGUUCUCGUUGCAGCUAAAACAAAAGUAGCCCCUUUGAAACCACUGUCGAUUCCUCGGCUGGAACUCCAAGCUUGUAUUAUUGGAUGCCGACUAAUGGAAACAGUCAAGGCAGCUCUGAAUCUCAACAUCGAAGAGCGUUAUUUCUGGACAGAUUCCACAACAGCCCUCGCUUGGAUUAAAUCCGAUAGCCGAAGGUAUCAUCCCUAUGUAGCGUUCCGAGUAGGAGAAAUUCUCAACAGCUCUAACAUUGACGAGUGGCAUCACGUUCCAUCGAAGCAGAAUGUAGCCGACUUGGCCACGAAAUGGGGAUGCGGACCAGACUUUCUACCGGACAGUCGCUGGUACAUCGGAGAACUUUUUCUCUACCAAUCCAAAUCGGAAUGGCCGAAGCAGGUCCAGAAACAACAGUGUUACACAGAAGAGGAAGUACGCGCUGUCUACCAUCUCCAUCGGGAACUACCACAACCACUUAUCGAUGUGACAAGGUUCUCCAAUUGGAAUCGAUUGAUUCGGACGGCAGCAUAUGUGUAUCGGGCGUUAAAAAAGUUUCGGAAUGAGAAAAUCCAUGGAAUCUUAACUAGUGACGAGCUGCUACAGGGAGAAAAUCUUUUGUGGCGUCAGACGCAGUUUCAAGCCUUUCCGGACGAAUAUACUGCGCUGGAAUAUAACAGUCAGCAUCCAACGGAGGAACCGAUAAGUCUGGAAAAGUGCAGCAAACUAUAUACAGAAUCGCCGUUUAUAGAUGAUUCGGGGGUGAUUAGGAUGAACAGUAGGAUUUUGGCAGCACCUAGCGCUUCUUUUGAAACGAAAUAUCCAGUGAUAUUGCCGAAAGAUCAUCCCACUACUCGCCUCUUGGUUGAUAGUUAUCACCGCCGUUUUCUACAUGGCAACAACAAUACAGUCUUCAACGAAGUUCGACAACGCUUCAGAGUUCCCCAACUACGAUCUAUCAUCAAACGGAUUUCUAAUGAAUGCCAGCACUGUAAAAUAAAGAAAGCCGAACCCAGACCCCCCAUGAUGGCACCGCUUCCAGCUGUACGGCUAACUCCGAACAUCCGGGCAUUCAGUUAUAGUGGAGUGGAUUACUUCGGCCCUCUAUUAGUCAAACAGGGACGAAGCUUGGUGAAACGCUGGGUGGCACUGUUCACGUGUCUCACCAUACGUGCUGUGCAUUUAGAAAUCGUACACAGCUUGACUACGCAGUCCUGCGUAAUGGCCAUUCGUCGAUUCGUCAGCCGCAGAGGAGCCCCGGUUACGUUUUACUCUGACAACGGGACCUGUUUCAAGGGAGCGAACAGUCUACUUUGUGAGCAGAUCCAAUCAAUCCAUGAGAACUGCGCGGUAACUUUCACGAAUGCCAGGACAACGUGGCACUUCAAUCCGCCAUCGGCACCCCACAUGGGCGGAUGUUGGGAGCGGAUGGUUCGCUCUGUCAAGACCGCAAUGGCAGCUAUCGCAGGACACCCCCAGCACCCAAGUGACGAAGUGUUGGAGACCGUAGUAUUGGAGGCAGAAGCAAUUAUCAAUUCACGACCGCUGACUUUCAUUCCGAUCGAUGACGCCGAUCAAGAGGCUCUAACACCGAACCACUUCUUGCUCUACGGUUCUACAGGAGUUGUUCAACCAAGAUCAGCGUUCACAGUCGAAGGAACUACUCUACGAGAUAGCUGGAAACUUUCUCAGUACUUAGUAGAUCAAUUCUGGAAGCGGUGGGUUCUGGAGUAUCUGCCAACGUUGACUAGGCGUACAAAGUGGUUUCAAUCUACAAAACCGUUGGAUACCGGAGACAUCGUGUUUGUAGUUGAUGAGAGCAAACGGAGCGGAUGGCUGCGAGGACGGAUUAUUGAAGUUAUAAGAGGCAAGGAUGGACAGACCAGAAGAGCAGUCGUACGAACGAAAGAUGGAGUGCUAACGCGGCCUGCCGUUAAGCUAGCAUUACUGGACGUUAGUUCAAAUAGGAAUCAGUGUGCAGAUGAGGAUUCCCCGGAACUUCACGGGAGGGGGAAUGUAAAAAAUAACCACAGGGCAGCAGUGUUCAGCAACGCCACGCAUCAUCAGCCACAACAGCAGCAGCAGCGGCCUGAGCCUACAACUAGUCAACAAGCCCUCUCGCUUGCAGCGGAAGGGUUGAACCAAACCCAAAUCGUAGGUCAAGCUCCGUUCGUCACUUCGCUUCAGUGGGUUGUCUCUCCGUCCCGAAACGAAGCCAAACCUGCUUCAGUGUCUUCAAGUCACUCCUCGCAAGCUCUCGCUAGACUUAAACUUCAAAUGCUUGAGGAGAUAAGGAACGUCGAGCGGCGUGAAGUAGAGUGA
This is a messenger RNA of Aedes albopictus (Asian tiger mosquito), 6450 nucleotides long. RefSeq lists its product as uncharacterized. Lineage: Eukaryota; Metazoa; Arthropoda; Insecta; Diptera; Culicidae. The coding region runs from base 1 to 6450 and encodes 2149 amino acids. The transcript is spliced from 2 exons. Gene Ontology annotation, biological process: DNA integration. The record is from RefSeq and is a predicted model, not a curated record. Gene Ontology annotation, molecular function: nucleic acid binding.